This is a messenger RNA of Staurois parvus, 2517 nucleotides long. The record is from the annotation of a GenBank genome assembly. NCBI's taxonomy places the organism in Eukaryota, Metazoa, Chordata, Amphibia, Anura, Ranidae.
AUGACUCCGUGGUGGUCUUCCAAUUGCAUUGGUCUGGCCUCCGUACUCAUUCUGCAGCUUUUGUUGUCUCUGGAAAUAUUGGCAGGAGAACGCGUGCCUGGAGGACAUGCACGAGACAGUGCUGGAAAACAUCAUACAAACCUGGACUCUCCAUGCUGUCAGAUUAUGAGAUCAUCUCGCUAUCUGGCAUCCAACAGCAUUCAGUGCGGAAACGGGACUUGGAGACCCAGUCUCAGGUGGAGAGGAUGUUAGACUUCACAGCUCUACACAGGCAUUUUCAGCUCUACCUAACAGCUGAUGCAGAUCAUCUCUCGGAAAACUUGAAAGCAGUGGUGCUGGAUGGUAAUGGCAAAGGGAAAGAUUAUCCUAUAAAAGCGAUCAGACUUCUUCAUUGGCCAUGUCGUUGGGGAACACAAUUCAAAGGUUUUAGCACACAUAGGAGAUGGUGAUUUUACAGCACGGAUCACAGCAGAUGGUGAAGAAUAUAACAUAGAGCCCCUGUGGAGGUUCACAGAGAAUGCAUCAAAGGAUAACCUGUUAGUGUACAGAUCGGAAGACAUCAGAGAAGUCUCUCGUCUGCAGUCCUCGAAGGUGUGCGGUUACAUCAAACCAGAACAAGAUCUUUUCAGGAAUCAGCCGGAUCCCUUGGAUACUCAUGAACAUUUCCACCGAGAGAAGAGACAGAAGGCAGGUCCUGAUCCAAAUAAGAACACAUGCAAGAUGCUAGUAGUUGCUGAUCAUCGAUUCUUCAGCUUCAUGGGGAGGAAUGAGGAGAGCACCACCAUAAACUAUCUGAUUGAACUGAUUGAUAGAGUGGAUGACAUAUACAGGAAUACCUCGUGGGAUGCCCAGUGGAAAGGAUAUGGAGUACAGAUCGAACAGAUCAUUGUCCACAAGGAGCCAGAGAAUGUGACUAAUUCGAAAAUACACUACAACAUGGCCAAAAAUUAUCCGAAUGAGAACAAGGAUGCCUGGGAUGUAAAGCAGCUGCUGGAGCAAUUCAGCUAUGAUAUUUCAGAAAAGGCAUCUGGUGUCUGUCUGGCCCAUCUCUUCACCUAUCAGGACUUUGACAUGGGGACUCUAGGAUUGGCUUAUGUAGGAUCCCACAAGCCAAACACCCAUGGAGGGAUCUGCCCUAAAGCUUAUAAAAGUGAAUCAUCACAGAAGGCUAUUUAUUUAAACACCGGUUUGACAAGUACAAAAAAUUAUGGGAAAACCAUUCUGACAAAGGAAGCUGACCUGGUGACUACUCAUGAGCUGGGCCAUAACUUCGGGUCUGAACACGAUCCAGACAGCAUGGAGCUGUGUGCACCCAGUGAGGAGCGAGGUGGGAAAUAUGUGAUGUACCCCAUAGCUGUGAGUGGAGACCACCAGAACAAUAAGAUGUUCUCUAGCUGCAGCAGAGAAUCCAUCCUGCGUACACUGAUGAGUAAGGCUUCCAUCUGCUUUAAGGAACGGAACAACAAAGUGUGUGGAAACUCUAGAGUGGAUGAGGGGGAGGACUGUGACCCAGGCCUGUUACGUCAACACAAUGAUCCUUGUUGUACCCCUGACUGCAAAUUCAGGGGCAACGCAAAAUGCAGUGAUCGCAACAGUCCAUGCUGUAAAAAUUGCCAGUUUGAAACUGCUCAGAAGAAAUGCCAGGAAGCCAUUAAUGCCACUUGUAAAGGAGAGUCCUACUGCACAGGUAACAGCAGUGAGUGCCCCGCACCUGGCAGUGCAGCUGAUGACACAGAGUGCGUGGAUUCUGGCAAAUGUAUUGGUGGAGAGUGCCGGCCUUUCUGCGAGAUCGAAAAGAACCUCAAGUCAUGUGCCUGCAAUGAAACUGAACAUUCCUGUAAAGUGUGCUGCCGGGACCACAAUGGAAUCUGCAGUCCGUAUGUGAGCGAUAAGAAGCAGUACCUUUACCUGCGUAAAGGAAAGCCAUGCACUGUGGGCUUCUGUGACGGCAAUGGAAAGUGUGAGAAACAGGUCCAAGAUGUGAUAGAGAGGAUCUGGGAUUUUAUUGACAAGCUUAGUAUCAACAUGUUGGGUAAGUUCCUGGCUGAUAACAUUGUGGGGUCUGUCAUCGUGUUCUCUUUGCUCUUCUGGAUCCCUCUCAGUAUACUGGUCCACUGUGUGGAUAAGAAACUGGACAAGCAGUAUGAGGAAAAUGCCAAAUCCUUAUUCUUGCCAAGUAAUGUGGAAAUGCUCAGCAGUCUGGAUUCUGCUCCUGUACGUAUUGUUAAGCCUUUCCCUUCUGCCCAGGCCACUGGCCGAUUCCAGUCCCUACAGCAAACACCGGCUGUGCCAACCUCUGCCAAAGGUGACCAUCAAAGAAUGGAUACUAUCCAGGAGGACCCCAGCACAGACUCUCAUCUUGAUGACCAGUUUGAUGAUGAUCCCUUUCCGACCAGCGGCUCUCCUGCAAAGUCCUUUGAAGACCUCACUGACCAUCCGGUCACCAGGAGUGAAAAGGCUUCAUCUUUUAAACUGCAGCGACAGGGACGUGUGGACAGCAAGGAGACAGCGUGCUGA